Oikopleura dioica is the source of this 1188-nucleotide messenger RNA. The record is from the annotation of a GenBank genome assembly. NCBI's taxonomy places the organism in Eukaryota, Metazoa, Chordata, Appendicularia, Copelata, Oikopleuridae.
AUGGACACUCGAAAAAUCGGAGGACGAAUAUUAGAGGUUCCUUGUCGCGUUUGUGGUGACAACAGCUCCGGCAAGCACUACGGUGUGUAUGCUUGUGAUGGAUGUAGCGGAUUCUUCAAGAGAUCCAUCAGGAAGUGCCGAAGCUACAUUUGCAAGGGCGUAAUCCAAGGACAAUGUCCAAUCGAUAAGGCGCACAGGAACCAGUGCCGCGCCUGCAGAUUAGAACGCUGUUUGAAGGUGCGGAUGAAUCGCGACGCUGUCCAGAACGAACGUGGUCCUCGAACGUCCACGAUUCGCAAGCACUUGGCUUCGAUGCAGGCCAAAACCGGUCACUCGUUUCCCGGAUUGAUGCAGCAAGGAAGUAUCGCUGGCCAGUCUCCCCAUGGGAGUCUAGGACUCAAUCUUGGCUUUGGUAAUGUCGGAUUGCCCUUUUCGUUUCCUGGGCAGGCGCGGACGAGAUUGCCCCCUACGCAAACAGCUAUACCGAGCGCGAUGCCACCGAGAACUCUUCCCGAAUUGCCGAGCAAUAUCAACUCGUCUACCGCGAGCCAGGUCCAGGACACUUCCUCGGAAAGUGGAAACGAGGAGGAACUUGUUACAUCCUCGACAAACCACGAUGUAGAGGUAGUCGACAUGGGCAAUUCCCAAGAAAGCGAGGACGAAGACAACUCGACUUCGGCAGAGAUGAGUCCGCAAGCGGCUCAACUCAGAGCCGGGCUUCAUACUUUUCGGAUGCUGCUUGCUGAAUUUUCGUCAAAAUCGCUCUUUGAUUGCAUUCGCUGGGUGAAGAAUCAACCCUACUUGUCGGCCGUGCCUAAGGAAAAUAAGAUCGCGAUGCUAGAAGAUUUCUGGGCCUCGUUUAUGAUGCUUGAAAUGGUUGAAUGGUUGACUCCGAUGAUCAAAGCGCAGAUUCGACUUACUUCCGAGCAGCAAUCACUUUCCUUUUGGGACUUGGUCGAAGAAGUUCAAUCGCUUAAUUUGACUGAGAAAAUCACCACCCGCGGGCUCUUGGUUCUCUACGCCAUGUCGGACUUUUUCAACAGCUCUGGAAUUCAUGACGUAACAACUGAUUCCCUGGUCUCUCGAUUACGAGACGUAAACAAAGAGUCAAUGGAUCGAAUGCUCUUCAACAACAUGUUUCCAUUGCCGAUAAGCACCAUGAUGGCUGACCUCUUUGAUUCCGUAUAA